Messenger RNA from Dalotia coriaria, 910 nucleotides. RefSeq lists its product as uncharacterized. Lineage: Eukaryota; Metazoa; Arthropoda; Insecta; Coleoptera; Staphylinidae. The record is from RefSeq and is a predicted model, not a curated record. The coding region runs from base 273 to 722 and encodes 149 amino acids. The transcript has 6 exons.
GCAGUAUUCAAUCCAAGGAGCAGCCUGGGAACGAGGACAGGCGGAGUGGUUAUCACCGGCAAGCUCUCCUUUAUUGUGAUUUUCACCGGUUCCGCGGCCAUUUUAUUAGAUGAUGGUGAAUGUACUGUUCAUCGCCAUCAUCCUCAAGGAAUUUGUCUAGGCUCUCCAACAACGAGGCUAAAUUUUCUUCGUAUGGACCAUUAUUGUCCGGAAUAUUAUUAUUCAGUGGUUCGUCCUCUUCUGGGUCCAUCAAACGUCCGAUUGCUUCGUAAAUGGCUUCUUCAAUGUCAGGUCGUCCGGGAUUUGCCGUAGAAGUUAGGAACGGGCUAUUUAAUUGUGUCUCCGGUGGAUUAGUGGUUUUGCACCUCAAUCCGACAUCACAGGACAACUACUUACUAUUGAGUGUUACUCUUCAACAUGACGUCCUAGGAAGACCAUUCGUGCAUCAGAUUUAUUUACUCACAUUUGAUUGUGUGUUCGAUACACUGUACCUACUUGCCGUAUUCUUGCAAUCCGAGGAGCGCUGCAUUGGUAAGUUUAUAAUUAAAUUAUAUUAUUCGGUUAAAUAUUUUAUCACAUUUCACCUGCGUCUUGCAAUAGCCCACGAAUUAGGGGGGCCGUAUAAAUUUCACAUAAUGGUUAUAUGGAAACCGGAUCAUAUUGCGGAAAGCCUUUGUAAAAUGGGUUUAGCUAGCUUUUAUAGAGAAUUGUCCAUAGAUUAAGACUCUGCGAUUCGUUCCUUUUAUCUCUUUUACUCUACGAGAUAUUCGCAAUUAAUAUAAAUUGUCAAAAAUUGAAAAAUGUCCAUUUUAGCACUUUCCUUCGCGAUUAUAGACCUGCUACCCUAUUAAAUUAAAUUAUUUUAUAUUAUCUGAUAGAGAAUUUUCCAAUCUUCCAGGUUCAAUUUUAG